UAUUCAACCACGCAUUCAGGAAGACACACAGCACACAACACCACGCACCAUGACAGCCCUUCAGAAACCCCCUCAAAGCCUCAGUACUCUCCUCACGUCCCUCACUACCUCCCUCAACGACGCCCUCGAAUGUCUCCCCCAAACCACCACCAACGGCAAUAACGAAGCUGCCGCGCGCCAAACCUUCACAACACCACCCGAACAUGGCAUAUCCCUCCUCGACACCAAAAACGAGCUAUUCCUCGAGUAUCUGCGCAACUUUGUCUUUCUCAUGCUUGUCAAAAUUCGCCGACUUCGUGGUGGCAGCAUAGCACAAGCAACCACAGAUGAAGAAGAUAAUGAUGUUGGCGCAGACAACCUCCAGCAAGAUAUCGUCAAACACCUCGUCCGUCUGCGUGUCUAUCUCGAAAAGGGCGUGCGGCCGCUGGAGGGCAGGUUGAAGUAUCAGGUUGAUAAAGUCGUCCGGGCGGCUGAGGAUGCGGAGCGGGGGAAAGGCGCGAAUGGACUGGUCAAGGAGACACAGACAGCACAAGCACAAGGAGAGUCUGGAGAUGAUAGCGAUGGCUCAGAUGACAGCGAUUCAGACGGCAGCGGCUCAGACAACGACUCCUCAGACGACGCUGCAUCCGCCACAGACAACCACGACAACGACAACGACACCACCACAAUCGACGACCUCUCCUACCGCCCCAACCCCUCCGCAUUCCGCCGCCCAUCAUCAUCCAUCACCACCCAAACACCCGCCCAACCAACCUCACGCAAAUCCCGCGCCUCACCCACACCCGACACAGGCAUAUACCGCCCACCACGCAUCAACCCAACCGCCAUGCCCUCCUCCACCAACACCCUAUCCACCACAACCCCCAAAUCCACCACCACCACCACCCGCCGCCCCCAAAAAUCAAACACCCUAGACGAAUACAUCACCCACGAGCUCUCCACCGCCCCACUCGCCGAGCCCUCCAUCGGCAGCACAAUAGUCUCAGGCGGCAGACGCAUGGCCUCGGACCGCGAGCGCCGCGAAGACGCCGAGCGCCGCGCCUACGAAGAAUCAAACCUCGUCCGCCUGCCGGCUUUGAGCAAGAAGGAGUUGGCGCAGCGCAACAACGCGCGCGGCGGGCACGCGGGCCAGUUUGGCGGCGAGGACUUCCGGAGUAUUGGGGAGAGCGUCAGUCGGAUUGGGGAGAUGACAAAGGGGGCUGGGAAGAGAGGUAGUAAGGGGGCCUUGGAUCGGAGCCGGAAGAGGGCGCGUGAGACGGUUGAUGGGGUGAGGGGCAGUGGGGUGCAGGGCGGGGAGAUGUUUGAGCGGAAGAAGAGGAAGUUUUUUGGCAAGGGGAGGUAA
Pseudovirgaria hyperparasitica is the source of this 1342-nucleotide messenger RNA. RefSeq lists its product as uncharacterized. The transcript has a single exon. The coding region runs from base 50 to 1342 and encodes 430 amino acids. Gene Ontology annotation, cellular component: small-subunit processome; nucleolus. The record is from RefSeq and is a predicted model, not a curated record. NCBI's taxonomy places the organism in Eukaryota, Fungi, Ascomycota, Dothideomycetes, Acrospermales, Acrospermaceae. Gene Ontology annotation, biological process: maturation of SSU-rRNA from tricistronic rRNA transcript (SSU-rRNA, 5.8S rRNA, LSU-rRNA).